Messenger RNA from Penicillium antarcticum, 846 nucleotides. RefSeq lists its product as uncharacterized. Bases 1 to 846 code for a protein of 281 amino acids. Gene Ontology annotation, biological process: fatty acid metabolic process. The record is from RefSeq and is a predicted model, not a curated record. NCBI's taxonomy places the organism in Eukaryota, Fungi, Ascomycota, Eurotiomycetes, Eurotiales, Aspergillaceae. Gene Ontology annotation, molecular function: NAD+ binding; oxidoreductase activity, acting on the CH-OH group of donors, NAD or NADP as acceptor. The transcript has a single exon.
AUGCCCUCAACCCCGUGGACUAGACUAGACACAAGCACCCGUGCUAUCGCCGUGAUCGGUGUAAGCGUGAUGGGCCGACGGAUCUGCAUUAUGUGGGUAGCAGCGGAACCCUCGGUAAUCCUAUGCGAGAAACCAGAAGCCAGCUACGACGGCGCAGUCGACUACAUCAACAACAAAGGCGCGCAAGCAGGCAAGCUAGGCGCGAAGCCAAGCGAAUUGAGAGUCACCGCGUCGCUGGAAGAAGCUGCCGGAAACGCAUGGAUGGCCAUCGAGGCUAUUUCCGAAAAGCUGGAGAUCAAGAUCGAGAUCCUGGGCCAGGUUGACAAGGUUGCCUCGGACUCUGUUAUCACUAGGAACUCUUCUUCCCUGAAGACGAGCGAGAUGAUCGUGAAGACGGAGAAGACUUACCGUAUCUGCAAUGGUCAUUACUAUAUGCCGCCUGAGCAGGUUUACUACGAGGUCAUGUCGUGUGGACAUACCGAUCCUGAUGUAUUUCCGUUUUUGAUGGAGAAGGCUGCUAUGGCGGGUUUCCGGCCUGUUUACGCCAAGGUUGAUUCGACUGGCCUGGUUUUCAAUCGCAUUUGGGCUUCUAUCAAAUGGGAGGUUUUGUUGGUGCUGGCUGAGGGGUUUAGUGAUGGUCAAACUGGUGAUGAAAUGUUCAAGGGUUGGUUCAAGGCAGUCAAGGGAUCUUGUCAGACGAUGAAUACUGUUGGCUUGGAUACCGUGUACAAUAUUGAAGUCAUUUUUGUUCAGCAGCGCGGUUUGGAUCCCACUGCUGGGGGUUGGCUGAAUUAUGUUGACAAAGGUAAUUUGGGCGUCAAGGGUGGCAAGGGACUCCUCGGCUAA